Molecule: messenger RNA, 3890 nt
Organism: Ceratina calcarata
Lineage: Eukaryota; Metazoa; Arthropoda; Insecta; Hymenoptera; Apidae
Gene: tamo
Product: PUB and ZnF_RBZ domain-containing protein tamozhennic
Exons: 6
Coding region: 617-2443 (608 amino acids)
Cellular component (GO): cytoplasm
Source: RefSeq, a predicted model, not a curated record
AGAUUACCCAUUGCGUUUUUCGAUCUCCGAUUGCAAUUUCUUUGCCUCGGCCUCUUCCAUAUCGGUCAUCAUUUUUAAUCCACUACGUUAUAAUUGUUCCGAGUAAAUUCUAGUAAAUAAUAAAUCGUUUGACAACGUAAACAAUAACAUUAAAUUAUGUAAGUAUGAGUCAGUACGAGUCCGAUGUUCGUUGAGUAGAAUCGACUAGACUGACACUUGUGUUGCACGUCGUGCACUGGGUUCUCUUCUCUUUUGCGAUUUAUUAUAUAUGCGAAAUGUGAACUCAUGUAAACCACUUGCCGUCCGUGGUAUCGGCGCUCGGUUAUCUAGUGCACGUUGGUUUCAUGCUCGCGAUAUAAUACGACACCUAACUCUAACCAAGAAGAAAAGUUUGUGGGAAAAAUAUUUACUCUCUGUCUCUCUUUCUCUCUCUGGCUGUUUAUCAAGUGAAAUAAUAAUAUGUAUUCUAAAUGCAACGUGAAACCCGAUGGAUGUUUAUGCACGAAAUGGGACAUCCACCAAAUAGAGAAUAUAUUAUGGUUGGAGCUAGCCAUAGUUUGAAUCAAGAAUUUCAUCUAAAACUGCAUUUCUAGACGGUUUUGUAAUAGCAGCUAAAAUGGCAAGUGACUUAAUAAUGAGAGGCAAAGACAGAUUACAAGAGAUCAGUAUGAAAUUAGAACAGAGCCAUUUGGUUUAUUUGCAAACAGACGAUAGCCCUUUAAAGUUACAACAACGUCACAAACUUGAAGGUUUCAUCAAAGAAUAUCUUUGUCUAGUACCGAAUGAGAACAAAUACGUAUUUCAAGAGACAGCAGAUAUAUUGCACAGAUCGGCAGCCACGUUACAGGAUUUCAGUGGGUACAGAGCUGCGACUGCCUGGAGUGCAAUAUCUUUAUACGCAGCUAAUUUAUUAGCUCAGCCCUGGAGAAAGGAGUAUAGAACGUUAAGGAUGUAUAGCGGAUACUACAAACACGAAGUGGAAGCGAAUUUGAUAGGAGCAGAGUUAAUGUUUGAACAAAUGGGAUACAAGCACACGGGAUUGGGCGUGCUCACUUUAGAGGGCCCUAUCGAUCCUGACAAAGUAUCUAGCGUGAGCAGGGAUGCUAUAGUCGCCUUCGUCGAAUGCCAGAUCUUGAAGCAAAUAUGGGAAAGCGUUUCACAGAACUGCAGCAACUCGUGGUUGGAGGUACUAGAAUUUCGCGAGAAUCACGUCGGUACACCGGAGCAAGCCAUCAGAGCUUUGAAUUAUCGUUUCCUCGAGAAGAUACAUCAGAGCCGGACGAAAUCGGAUAGCUACAAGGACUAUCACUAUCCGCAACCUAGCUGCAUCGACGAAGCGUCACCGUCGAUCCCAUAUCACAUCAUGCCUUCUUACAAUCUGAUGCCCGUCUGUCAGUCCGAGUACAGAUACAUCGAGGAUACGAACACCGUGCCUGGGAGUUAUAGAUAUUAUCAACCAAUGGAUCACGGGUUCACGAAUCGGUGCGGCUAUGGGUGCUUGCCGCACUGUAACAAGUACUUGAGCAGUGUAAAUCCGUAUUACACGCCGGGAUACGCGAGAGUACCGACAGAUAGAUUGAUCGAGCUGGAUAUGCCGGUGACGGUAGCUAAUUACGAUAAAUUACAUAAUCGAAAGACGUCUCACCGGAUACCGGAUUUAGACGAGAUGGACUCGUACAGAAGACAGUCGAACGAUGGAGAUUCGCGGGACUGCGAUUACGGGAAGAGGAUUGGUAAGUCGGAGAAGAACAACUACGAUUCUUGGGACUUCGUUUAUAAGAAUUUAGAAAGUUUGGGAUACUCGAAAGAUCUGGGUGAACGCGAAGACAUUUUACACAAACGCGAGUGUGACUCCCGAUCAAGCAAACAGAAGAUGUACAAGCAAAUCGACAACGACGAAAAGUAUAGCGCGUAUCGUUACGAGAAGAAGAGAAGCGGAAAAAGCGAUGAGACGGACGGUUCGUCGAUGACGAACGGUCGAUAUCACCAUCACCAUCACCACGACACGUUACCUCUGAAGAAGAAGUCCUCUUCCUUCGAUCUGAUGGACUCGAACAGAUACCGCGAUGCAUCCUCGGAGGGUCAUAAAGAGAAGAGACACGGCAGCCAGACGCUUCCAAUGCAACGUUCUCAUCGGUCGUCCGAUCAGAUCGUGAAAAUUGCUGACAGUUUGCAGGACGUGGAGUUGGCAAACACGAGGAAGGAAGAUGUGAGAGCGGAGGACGAGAGAUCUAAAUGGAAUUGCGCCGCGUGCACGUAUCUCAAUUCAUCGUCGAAAGAGAUCUGCGAAAUGUGCGGCAAGUCCAGGCACAAAGGGAACGAAGACAAACCUUUAGCCAGCGGUGGGAAGGAAUGUCCGCGGUGUACCUUAGUAAACGAGAAGAACGUGUCGGUCUGCGAAGCCUGUGGUAUCAAUUUGAAGGAUUCGCCGACUUAUAUUUAAGGUAGAAGAACAAUUUGUCCGUGUUUCUUCAGAUUUCGAUGGAAAUGGUGAGUAAGAACAUUUUUCCUGAUACUCGACCGAAUCGUAUAAAGCGUUCAAUGAAAAUAUCGAUCGGUUCAUUUCGAGGCGAAUCAAUUUUAAAAUGUUAUUAUCUUAUUAAUCGAAUUUAAUAUUUCAUAAACCAUGUAAUGGAUAUACAUAUAUGUAUAUUUAUAUAUGAAAUUAUUUAUUUGAAGUUGUUCCACUAGAUUUGUGAUACGGAUACAGUUAUUAGUAUUACGGUGAGAUUGUGAUGGCCUAUUACUUGUUUGAAAAAAUUCAUCUUACUGAUUAUUAUCGACGAUAUUUGACAGCCUAAAUAAUUCACGACACGGAAAGUUAUCUAGAAAUAAUUAAUUCUACGUCAUGUACAUCGUAUCCAUCGCAAGGGCUCGAGUCUCGGGAUCUGCAUUUUAGGGAAAUAAAAAUUUGGAAUGUUGUUUGAGAGCAAAGCUAUUAAUUGUUAUUGCGUACAUUUAUUGUGCGUAUACACACGUAUAUGUUUAUCGACUUUGUAGAAUCGUGAACUUCUUUCGUUGAUUCUUAUUAAAAUUGAAUUAAACGUGAAAGGUAAUUGUGUUUCUCGUUCGAUCAGUCUAGGACUCUAGUCUGCAUAAUGUUAGGUGGCAAUUAAUUAUUUCAAUUAAAAUGUAAAUGGGAUAAAUGGAUAUUAAUUACAUUUAUUAUUCGAAUUGUGUUUUAAGUAGACAAUAUUAUCUUAGAAUUACAAUACGUGUGUACCUUUAGGAGAUGUGCGUAAAUUGCAUGACAAUUUAAUAGACUGCAUAAUAUCCGAAAUCAGUAAAACUAUCGUUUCAAUCUAUUAUACGUAUGUCCGACUUGAGUGUUUGGGUAAAGGUUGCAUAUCGUGCAGUUACAUAAUUCUAUGAAGAAAAUCUAUAAGAGAAACAUACUUUGAUAUUUAUACAUUCCCAAUCGAUCAGUUCGCAAGGUAAUACCGUUUCAGAAAUUCUAUUCCUUCCUUAGACUCCUAGACAUUAUUUUAUCUAUACAUACAUACGAGUGUUACUACUUUGUUGCAUCUAAUGCUUUUACAUAUUUAAUUUUCAGUUGGUCCGCGAGUACCACGUCUUUUAUAAUUUGUUGAAGUUACAUUUGUUGAUAUACUAUGCUAAUUAUUGCAAGAUGAUAUUAUAUUAAUGUUUAAAAACUUUUCGCUGUUGAUUUUUCAUAGAAAUUUUAUCGGGAAUCAUGAGAUCGUUUCUGAUACACCUCUAACGGAUAGACAAAAUUUAUAUAGUGAACAAUAAGCAUUAUAAGGCCAUACUCCGAUGAAAAAUGUUCCCGUACUUGGAAAUGUAUAGACUGUUUUAUGUAAAAACGACUUUACUGAAAUCUACUGUUAACGUUCAUAAAAGUCUGAUAUUUUAACGGAAACGAAAGAAAG